Molecule: messenger RNA, 1323 nt
Organism: Chelmon rostratus (copperband butterflyfish)
Lineage: Eukaryota; Metazoa; Chordata; Actinopteri; Chaetodontiformes; Chaetodontidae
Product: neuropeptide FF receptor 2-like
Exons: 3
Coding region: 1-1323 (440 amino acids)
Biological process (GO): G protein-coupled receptor signaling pathway; regulation of adenylate cyclase activity; regulation of MAPK cascade
Cellular component (GO): membrane
Molecular function (GO): neuropeptide receptor activity; peptide binding; opioid receptor binding
Source: RefSeq, a predicted model, not a curated record
AUGAGCCGGAAUCUGGUUCUCAACAUGACCUCGGAGGGUUUGGGCCCUUCCAAUUCUUCAAAAUUGCAGGAAAAUCCUUUGACGCACCAGAACAUCACCUAUGUUGACUUCUACCUCCACAAACCCUCUGUGGCUGCGGUCUUCACCGUCUCCUACCUGCUCAUCUUCCUGGUGUGCAUGGUGGGAAACGGCGUGGUGUGCUUCAUCGUGCUGCGCAGCAGGAACAUGCGCACAGUCACCAACCUGUUCAUUCUCAACCUCGCCAUCAGCGACCUGCUGGUUGGCAUCUUUUGCAUGCCAACCACGCUGGUGGACAACAUCAUAACAGGGUGGCCGUUUGGCAGUGUAGUGUGUAAGCUCAGCGGCAUGGUUCAAGGGAUAUCUGUGUCAGCGUCUGUCUUCACUCUAGUGGCAAUAGCUGUUGACAGGUUCCGCUGCAUUGUCUACCCGUUCAAGCAGAAGCUGACCAUCACCACCUCAAAGCUAAUUAUCGUCAUCAUAUGGGUCUUGGCUGUGUCCAUCAUGUGUCCCUCUGGGGUCAUGCUGCAGGUCACAAAGGAGCAGAGGGUGCGGAUAGUCCUCGGCCGUAACAACGACACCCGGCCCUUCUACUGGUGCCGGGAAAACUGGCCCAACCAGGAGAUGCGUAAAAUCUACACCACUGUCCUCUUUGCUAACAUCUACCUCGCUCCUCUCAGUCUUAUCGUCAUCAUGUAUGCUCGCAUCUGCUUCACCCUCUCGAAGACCACCGUUCUUCCGAAGAGGAGCAGUGGAAGCGCGUCCGAGGAAGGCAUCGGCAACAGCAAACCCAGCGUGGAGGGCCGUCACACGAAUUCAAAGAGGAAGACUCGGGUGAUAAUGAUGCUGCUGGUUGUGGCUCUGCUCUUCAUCUUAUCCUGGCUACCUCUAUGGACUCUGAUGAUGCUGAGUGACUACGCCAGUCUGACAGAGCACCAGUAUCGUGUAAUUAACAUCUACGUGUAUCCCUUAGCUCACUGGUUGGCCUUCUUCAACAGCAGCGUCAACCCCAUCAUCUAUGGGUUCUUCAACGAAAACUUUCGCAGAGGCUUUCAGGCUGCUUUCAAAUUCCAGCUGUGCACUGCUGACAUUGAGCGCCAGAGGAGCCACUCCCAUCGGAUCCGGGGGCACGCUGUGCUCCCAGUCCAGCCCGCGGCCCGCAACAGAUCAGGCUCAGGAGUCAGACCAGGGUUAGUAGAGAAUGGGAAGUGCUCAUGUCAGGAAGGAGGGUGCUGGGCUAGUAGAGGUGAUAUCAAAGAACAGGACCUGAUCAUGGAGGACCUGGAGAAGGUCUCCCAGAUUUAG